This is a messenger RNA of Trichomonas vaginalis G3, 1133 nucleotides long. RefSeq lists its product as uncharacterized. The transcript has a single exon. The record is from RefSeq and is a predicted model, not a curated record. The annotation marks the transcript as partial. Lineage: Eukaryota; Parabasalia; Trichomonadida; Trichomonadidae.
AUGGAUUUGGAAACAGCACGUGCAAAUUAUCCAAACAGACUAGAGAGGUUAGAAGAAGAACGUCUUAUGGACAUGCCUUUCGAUGUUAGUGAACCUCAAGUUGAAGGACACGACGGCUUUGCCAGAUUCUACUGGAAACAUGACGAACAAUUGCAUCCUUUGAGAAGGAAAAAAGGAAAAGGUGAAGACGCACAUGCUCCCAUGGAAAGAACAAGAUAUGCAUAUGAGAAGUAUCGUGAAGUUAGAAGUCAAAUUACAUCUGGUCGAACCUUUACAGUAAACUUUGACGAAGGAAAGAACAAAGAAGGCUUCAUGGGUGUACUUGCUGCCAUACAAGACGGAAAUAAGAAAGGACACAAUCUCAGAUUGACCAUAACAGAUUUGGAUGGUCACAUUUACUAUGCAUAUGGCAAUGUCACAACAGCUGCAAUGCUUCUUGACGCUUUCAAGACUACAAAGAGAGAACAAAUGGUUGACUCCGACUCAGACAUUUUGAAUGCAAUUGAAGGAAUUGCAAGUGUCAAGUUCGAAUGGUACCAACCUAACCCUCAAGCAGUCAGACAACAUGCUGGAUACUUCCCGUUCAGAAAUAAGUCUGACAUUGACUUGACAAGGUAUGGAAUUUACAAUUCAAUUGAAACAAUUGUCAACGAACCUUGUAUUCUUACAUGUCUCAGGAACUCUGGUCUUGUUACAGAUGAGAAAAUGAAGUAUCUUGAGUCAUGUGUGAAGACAAGGUACAUUCUCAGAGGUCAAUUGGCAAAAAUUGCACCGUUGGCAAAUGUCAAUAUCCGAGUCAACAUACCUACAGCUAAAGGUUCUUCACAUGACGACUAUGUUGUUGACUUCAAAUUGCCAUGGUUGAAGAUUGUAAUUGUCCACAACCACUUCAUGUUGAACGAAAGUCUUACACACCCGUUGUUCGGAAAAGGCAAGUGCAACAUUGUCAGAGCUGUAAACAUUCUUUUCGAGAAAGGUUUGUUGGAACCAAUUCCAGAUGACAAGCUGACAGAAACUUUUGUACCAAAAGACGAAACAAACUUUUCACUGUUAGCAAGACCAAAAGUUGUUCCAGACAAAGUUCUAGUACAAAAGAAGUACACAGUUCCACAAGGAGUUGGAUUGUUCGGAUA